This is a messenger RNA of Lates calcarifer (barramundi perch), 2810 nucleotides long. RefSeq lists its product as uncharacterized. NCBI's taxonomy places the organism in Eukaryota, Metazoa, Chordata, Actinopteri, Centropomidae. Bases 137 to 1183 code for a protein of 348 amino acids. The record is from RefSeq and is a predicted model, not a curated record. The transcript has 3 exons. Gene Ontology annotation, molecular function: GTP binding.
GAGCUGUGUUCACCUCUGGAAAAGUCAGUCAAGUUCAGUCCAGCACCAGAGGCAGGGCUGAGUCAGCCUUCAGGAACUAGGAAGUGUUUUCAUCCCCCUGAUCCAACGCUAAAUACGGCAGUGGACAGAAGCAGAAAUGUCAGCAUCGGCUUCACAGUCAGCAGAGCUGAGGCUAGUGGUGCUGGGCCGGCCCGGGGCAGGAAAGAGAUCAGCAGUCAGCACCAUCCUGGGCCUGGAAGACUCUGAGCAGGGCACAAAUGCGGCUGCCACCCAGGAGUGCAGUAAACACCGAGGAGAGGUUGCAGGCAGAAAGGUGGUGGUAGUCUCCAGUCCAGCCUGGUUCGGCUCAGGCUGCAACCCAGAGGAAAGGAGAAAACACAUCUCCUCCUUUAUCACCUUAUCCAGCCCAGGGCCACAUGCCUUCCUGCUGUGUGUCCCUGUGAACCAGCCAGCUGAUGAGGAGGCCAAGUCGUUGGAUGUCCUGAUGAAGCUGUUUGGUCCCUCUGCAGUCAGCAGUAAUACCAUCAUACUCUUCACCCACAUGGAGGAGCUGGAGGAGGACGAGAAGCUGGAUGAAUACCUGGUCACAUGGCGUAAAGACCUCCAGGAACUGGUGGAAAGAUGUGGUGAGCGCUACCACACCUUGGAAACCUGCAGUGGAGAACCAGGGGAGAGGAAAGCUGUCGAGGAGCUUCUGGAGAAGGUUGAGCAGAUAGUGAGGGAGAGUGAGUCACAACACUUGAGCUGCCCUCUGUACCAAGAGGUUGAGGAAAGAGUGAGAGAGAGGCAGGUAGAGAUUGUGAGACAGAGAAAAGCAGAGGAGUUAAAAAAUGACCAGGAGUCUCCCACAGACUCAGAACCAGAGGAAAAUGUUACAGAAGAAGAAAUGGAGGCAGUCCGUGAAGAGGCAGAGAGGAGCAUAGGUGACCUGAACGUGGAUAUCGAUAGUAUUUUCCCUCCUUCCACUGUCUCACCUUCCUCUCCUGUUCCAUUCUUUCUCUUGGGCCUGUGGGAGAAGCUGACAAGCUGGGUGAGUUGGUUGCCUAAUCUGGUGAGAAGGGAGGCCCUGUUUGGAGCUCUGGUCGGCCUGUUUGUGGGAGGGCCGGUUGGGGGUAUGUUGGGGGCUACUGUGGGAUCAGUGGCUACUGAGGUGGGGAGAAGAAAGACACAGCAAAAUAAAUGAGAGAUAAGCACAUAAUACUGUAUUAUACAUUAAGUUGCACCUUAAAGUCAUUUCACUGUGUUCAGCAAACCAGUGUAUCACUGUGCUAUGGCCUUACCAUCUACCACUUGUCAAUAUAGUAUUUAUGCUUUACCACUAAACUCCAGUACUUAUUUUCUAUUUAAGAAUGGUUACCACUCUCUGUAUUAUUUGAUGGCUUUAUUAAUGGUUAAGGAAUCUUGCCUCAUAGAUCAGUAAUAACCCCUCAACGAGAACAAUGUCUGGGUUGCCAGGUUUGUAAAAAAUCCUCUUGGCUGGUGUAUAUCCUCCUCUAGUCUGACAGUAAGUCAGCUGUCUUUUCAGUCAGCUUAGUAAUUCAUCUUGAUGAUUCAACUCAAGAAGUUCUAAAUGUAAAUGAUUAAAAGAGUUCUCUUCCACUACAUUAAAAUUUGGCAAAGCAAAUGUUGUUAAACCUGCAAUAACUGAUUUUUUUGGCCACUCGGGGGCAGCAGAGGGGGAAACGAGCUGUAAACACAACACUGACAUAUUGCCUUUUCAGUUUAUAUAAUAUUAUAUAUUAAUUCUUAUAUUAAAGUCCAAUAUCCACUCUCUGUUAGCUCUGUCUUCAGCAGCUCCUGUAAGUUUAUACUAUAGCUAUAUUGCCAACACUAACAUUAACAGCUCCUUGCCUAAGACAAGAGGUUAGAAUUCACCCUCUGGGCAACACAGUUUCUGAGGGCAGACUGGACACUACAUUGACUCACUAAUACAAAGUGGCAUUAUAAGACCAGAUGGGACAAAGCUAUCUUGUUAGCAUGCUAACUUCAGUAGAAGUAUAACAUUGAUGUUGCUUUCCCACACUGGAGACAGCUUGUGGCGAGUAAAGGAAUGAAGUUUGAUGCUGAACGUUCCUUCUAGGCUGUUAAUGCUAACAUUGGCCAUGCAACAAUAGCAAAAACAUACAUAUAGCACCUUUAAUGCUCCACUAUGUUCAUUAGCUAGUGACUAAUUUUGUUUAUCUUCUGUUUGGUGCAGGGCAUAUAGGGUACAGUGGAUAUUAGAGAUUUUCCCCUGAAAACAGCUGCCUUCUGUGGUAUAAAACAAUUCUGAGAGAGUGAAGUAGAACAUUAAUUUGCAGUGCAAAAAGGACGCAAUGAGUUUAAAGAAGUUAAAGCUCUGUAGAGCUGAGGUAAAAUGCAGCAUCAGGUAAUAAUUAUCUGUGGGUUUGUCACUACAACCAACACCUUUCAAAUUACAUGUGGUCAUUUGGUCCAUUGUUUGUACAAAACACUAACAGAGAAUUAAAACAUAGUGUCAUACGGUUGGAAGAUAUCCAACAACCAAAUAGAUUCUUGACUACCUGGCAUCCAAGCUGUCCUCAUGAGAGGCUAAUUAGUGAUCCAUAAAGAACUUCAUUCAUUAACCAUUAAAGUGUUGAGUUACAACUGUCAAACACUUUUUAGCCUUUUGGGGAAGGUGUACCAAAGAUGAUUAUAACACUUAGAGACUCUUAAGAGGCAAUACCAGGACACAUCCACAUGGUGGAGACAUUGACCUUAGUAUUGGAAAAAUUUAAACGUUUGAAGGUGAACUGAGCGAUACUUAUUUCCUGCUUACCAAGCAAAUAAAAACUGCUGUUUUAAGAAUA